Molecule: messenger RNA, 1392 nt
Organism: Rhagoletis zephyria (snowberry fruit fly)
Lineage: Eukaryota; Metazoa; Arthropoda; Insecta; Diptera; Tephritidae
Source: RefSeq, a predicted model, not a curated record
AUGUCGAGUCCCAGCUACGUCGCGACGACGGACCACGGCAACGGACUCGGCGACCAGUUCGGCUCCACCACCACUAGCUCAUCUGCAGUGAACGGCACCACCAUGAUGUCCGGCGACCAGUCUUCGGCGACGAUCAUCGGCGCCAUGAAGCCCUAUUCCAUUCCCAAAGGCGAAGAGAGUGACAGUUACAACGACAAAGUGAACAACAGUGUGCAGGUGUCCACGCUACCGACCUCCUCUACCACCUCGACCAUCACCAGUACCAGCAACAACAACAGCAACAGCAAUGCCGCCUUCUCACCUGCUCCCAUGGGCAACGGCGGCGGUAGUGGAACUGAUGACGUGUGUCGUGAUUUCCUUCGAAACAUGUGCCGCCGCGGUAAAUCCUGCCGCUACCAGCAUCCUGACAAUGAAGGAGGAGGGGGCGGAGGCGGCGGCGACAGUAUGAUGAUGAUGUCGGCCAACAACGCCGGUGGCCCGAACAUGGGCCAGAUGGGGAACAACAACCGAAAGCAGGACAACUUUGUCUUCUGCCACGACUUCCAGAACCGCGAGUGUCGCCGCGAAAACUGCCGCUUCAUGCACUGCUCCAAACAGGAGGAGGAGAUCUUUCGCAGCACCGGGAAGCUGCCCAAUAACAUGAUCGGCAUGGUGCCCCCGCCGCCGGCGGCCAUGAUGUCUCAAGGCGGAGGCGGUGGCGGCGACGGCAAGGACAUCAACACGCCCGUCUGCAAGGACUUCAUCAACGGCAUUUGCAGGCGCGCUCCGGGUCGCUGCAAGUUUCGCCACCCCGCUUCAAAUGACAAUUACAACCAGUCGCCCUCUCCUACCAGUUCUCGUAAUUCAUUUGACGGUCGCAAUGGCCAACGAGGAGGAGGUGUCGGAGCCCCGGUGGGCAACUUUGCAAUGAGUCCAAUGAACAACUCUCACAGUCUCGAUGCUUACGGCUACGGCCGCCCUCACGGCGUUCCGGGCGCCAACAUGGGCAUUUCCCCCAACUACGGCUACGGAAACGACCAAUUCGCCGACAAUGGCAAUCCGAACAAGCGCAAGCGAUACGACCCAAUGCCUUACGGUGUUGCAAACAAUGCAGCAGCAGCAGUGCCUUACGGUGCCGGGGCGGCUUACGUCACCGAAGCAAUGAAUCCAGCGGUGCACGGUUAUGCGAUGCACCCCAGUGCAGCCGCCAGUGCCUACUACGGCGGAGGAGGAGGGGCCGGCAACGGUGGCGCCGUCGGUGGCAUCGGAGUCGGCGGCGGCGUACGCGGCGGCGGCGGUCCAAUGGUGGACGGCUCGGGGCCCAUGCAUCUCGUUGCCAAGGUCACCGAAGAAGAGAAAGAAAGAAAGCAGCAGCAGCAGCUGAAGAAGCUGUUGCCACACUAUCACCGAUAG